CCGACACUUAGUCCAGCUGCCUGGUGGUAAAAGUAAAUCUAUUGAGAUUCUGGACACAGCCGGAUCUUUCAGCUUUCCUGCCAUGCGAGAAGUUUACAUUCGAUCCAGCGAUUCAUUCCUCAUCGUAAUCGCUCUUGAUGACAAAGACUCACUUGAAUACGCAAUAAACAUGAAGAAAGAAAUUGUUGCAAUAAAAGGUGACUCCAUUCCAAUGCUUUUGGUUGGAAACAAAGAUGAUGCCGCAAAACGUGAAAUCUCUCCAGAACUUGCCGCAGCUACAGCCAAAGAACAUUUUGGUUCUGCGUAUAUUGAAACUAGCGCUAAGACGGGCAGAAACUGUCAACAAAUGUUGGUUAGAAUCUGUACAGGUGACUUAAAGCAAAAUGCGAUGAUGGAAGUAGUGAAAAAACAAGGAUCAUUAAAGAAAAUUACUCGAAAAUCUUCAAAAAAAACGUUCAGAAUCUACACUAAGUGAUCCAUUAUCUGGUAUGAAGAAAC
Owenia fusiformis is the source of this 498-nucleotide messenger RNA. Lineage: Eukaryota; Metazoa; Annelida; Polychaeta; Sabellida; Oweniidae. The record is from the annotation of a GenBank genome assembly.